AUGGAAGUCUCGGAAGUCGACACGUUGAUUUGUGGAGGAGGCAUGUCCGGCAUGGCAUGCGCUGCAUUCACAGCGGAGGCUGGAGCCAAGACCCGGGUAUUUGAGAAACAAGAAGAAGUUGGUGGAUCUUCAAAUCUUUCUGCUGGCAUGUUCUGGGCGCCGAAUACUUAUGAAAAACUAAGGUCUUGGGUGCCACACGGCGAUCCAGAUUUGCAGCGGGCAUGGCUGGACGAGUACUUACCAGCAGUGCAAUGGAUGCGCGAGAGUGGUAACCCCACCGCAAACCGCUUCGACGGAAUCAUGACAAUUGUAUCACUUUUACGUACGGUGGAGUUUCAAUUGAUGCGCAAGGACAACACCGUCAUCCCUGGCCUACUCAUGGCUGGAGUCGAUGCUGGUGGAUUUAUUAAGCUGGGUUACGCGGGCGGUCUCGGUCUCGCCCUUGUCACAGGCCUUUGGGCUGCUCGAGAAGUUACACGAGAGCUAGGAUUACCGGAACCUCGUCUUCCUGCUGCCGACGCCAGAGACGCAGCGCCUAUCCAUGGUCGACUCUGA
Molecule: messenger RNA, 555 nt
Organism: Penicillium atrosanguineum
Lineage: Eukaryota; Fungi; Ascomycota; Eurotiomycetes; Eurotiales; Aspergillaceae
Product: CAZyme family CE10
Exons: 3
Coding region: 1-555 (184 amino acids)
Source: RefSeq, a predicted model, not a curated record